Molecule: messenger RNA, 615 nt
Organism: Miscanthus lutarioriparius
Lineage: Eukaryota; Viridiplantae; Streptophyta; Magnoliopsida; Poales; Poaceae
Source: the annotation of a GenBank genome assembly
AUGUCUUUCACCGGCACGCAGGCCAAGUGCAAAACCUGCGACAAGACGGUCCACUUCAUCGACCUCCUCACCGCCGACGGCGUCUCUUACCACAAGACAUGCUUCAAGUGCAGCCACUGCAAGGGCACCCUCUCGAUUAGCAGCUACUCUUCCAUGGACGGUGUCCUGUACUGCAAGACGCACUUUGAACAGCUCUUCAAGGAGACAGGGACCUUCUCCAAGAAAUUCCAAGGUGGAGCAUCUUCAACCAAGAACGACCAGGCAAAGGCUCCGAGCAAGCUAUCAUCUGCAUUCUCUGGAACUCAAGAUAAAUGCGCAGCCUGCCAGAAAACCGUGUAUCCAUUGGAGAAGAUGACGUUGGAAGGCGAGUCGUACCACAAGAGCUGCUUCAAAUGCUCGCACGGGGGCUGCAUCCUGACCACCUCCUCCUACGCCGCGCUUAACGGGAUCCUCUACUGCAAGAUCCAUUUCUCGCAGCUGUUCAAGGAGAAGGGCAGCUACAACCACCUCAUCCAGACGGCGCAGACCAAGAAGAACGAGGCUGCGGAGGCCGCGUCGGAGCCACCGGCGGAUGCAGGCGCGGCUGAGCCGGAAGCACCCGCGCAGUCGGCGUAG